Messenger RNA from Linum tenue, 2628 nucleotides. Lineage: Eukaryota; Viridiplantae; Streptophyta; Magnoliopsida; Malpighiales; Linaceae. The record is from the annotation of a GenBank genome assembly.
AUUUCUGGUCCCUGGACCUUGGUGGCUUUGGGUUUAGUGUAUAAAAUGGAAAGGGCUAGCUCCCUAGCCUCACUCCCGCCCUCUCUUUCGCCUCCUAAAACCAAAAUGCUGCAGAGGCAAGCGGCGGCAGCGAAUUUCAGCUCCUUCAAACCCUGCUUCUUCCCUGCGCACACUACUAAAUCCUUGUUCUUCCCCAUGGACAAGCGCUCUCUUCACUCCUCUUCAUCUUCUCUCUCGUCUCUGCAGAAGCUGUCUCAACCUCGUCAAAAUCAAGCCGUGGUGUGUCGAGCUUCCCAGGACAGUAGCGCUUCGACUAGGAGCGAUGAAUUGGUCGUUCAUGGGGUUUCGGAGACCGUCGUGGGUGUUUUAGGUGGGGGUCAAUUGGGCCAGAUGCUGUGCCAAUCGGCUUCGGAGAUGGCCAUCAAAGUUAUAGUACUGGACCCUCUCGUGGGCUGCCCAGCCAGCUCCAUUGCGCAUGAUCAUAUGGUUGGCAGCUUCGAUGACAGUGCUACUGUUGUGGAAUUUGCGAAGAGUUAGGUGUGGAGUAUUGACUGUUGAAAUUGAGCAUGUUGAUGUUUCUACAAUGGAGAGGCUUGAACAGCAAGGAGUUGAUUGCCAACCAAAAGCCUCUACUAUUCGAAUCAUACAAGACAAGUACCUGCAGAAGGUUCAUUUUUCGCGACAUGGGAUUCCACUGCCUGAUUUUAUGCAGAUAGAUGACCUAGAAGGUGCGAAGAGAGCAGGUGAUCUAUUUGGCUACCCUCUGAUGAUUAAAAGCAGAAGGUUAGCCUAUGAUGGACGUGGAAAUGCAGUUGCUAAGAGUGAAGAGGAGCUUUCUUCUGCUGUGACAUCACUUGGAGGGUUCGGUCGUGGUUUGUAUGUCGAGAAAUGGGCACCUUUUGUGAAAGAGUUAGCUGUAAUUGUUGUAAGAGGCAGAGACAAUGCUAUUGUGUGCUAUCCUGUCGUUGAAACUAUUCACAAGGAAAGCAUAUGUCACAUAGUCAAGGCCCCAGCUGUGGUGCCAUGGAAAAUAAGGCAGCUGGCCAGUGAUGUUGCACAUAAAGCUGUCAGUUCACUAGAAGGUGCUGGUGUUUUUGCAGUCGAGCUGUUUUUGACAAGUGAUGGUCAGAUUCUGCUGAAUGAAGUAGCUCCAAGACCUCAUAACAGUGGUCAUCACACAAUCGAGUCUUGCUAUACCUCACAGUAUGAACAACAUUUAAGGGCUGUUCUUGGACUUCCUCUUGGUGAUCCAUCAAUGAAGACUCCAGCUGCAAUGAUGUACAAUCUACUUGGUGAAGAUGAGGGUGAUCAAGGUUUUCACUUGGCCCACCAGAUGAUUGCAAAGGCAUUGACUAUACCAGGAGCUAAUGUGCAUUGGUAUGACAAGCCAGAAAUGAGGAAGCAGCGCAAAAUGGGUCAUGUCACUAUAGUUGGCCCUUCUAUGGGCGUAGUUGAAGCACGGAUGAAUUCAAUGCUUGUGGGACGAGGUUAUGAUGGUCAACCUGCCAGUGUUCCUCCACGCAUUGGGAUCAUUAUGGGUUCUGAUUCAGAUCUUCCUGUCAUGAAGGAUGCUUCCAAAAUUCUUACUAUGUUCGGUGUCCCACACGAGGUCAGAAUAGUGUCAGCACAUCGAACUCCGGAGCUGAUGUGCUCAUAUGCCGCGUCAGCACGAGACCGAGGACUUCAACUGAUCAUUGCUGGUGCUGGUGGUGCAGCCCACUUGCCAGGAAUGGUGGCUUCACUUACUCCACUACCCGUUAUUGGCGUCCCAGUGCGUUCUUCUUCUCUAGACGGAAUGGAUUCUCUCUUAUCAAUUGUGCAGAUGCCAAGAGGUGUACCUGUUGCAACUGUCGCAAUAAACAACGCUACAAAUGCAGGGUUGCUCGCAGUUAGGAUUUUGGGGGCUGGCGAUCCGGAUCUCUUGGCCAGGAUGAGUCAGUAUCAAGAAGACACGAGGGAGGAGGUGUUGAGGAAAGCUGAAAAGCUGCAGAGUCAGGGGUGGGAAUCCUACUUGAAUCCUUGAGAGUGAUAGACAGACAAAGUUUCCCCUAGGAACUACGACCCUGUCUCAUUCUUUCUUGCUUGGACACCACGUGUCAUCAUCUCCAAAAGACAUGGUGGAAAGGUGAAAGAAGCAAGUCUGGUCUUGUUUACGUUGAGAAAGUCAUGUCUAGUUAGUUGUAACUGAAAGCAAUCAAGUUGAGGGAAAUAGAGAGAGCUAGGUAUUGAGGAGGGGAUUGAUGGCGCCUUUGGAGGGAUGCUGAUGGCUGGACUUCAACGUUUGAAGCCAGCAAAGUUAACGGCGUCUUUUUUUCAUUUAGAUUCUAAAUAUGGGGACUGCAGCAAUGGACCGCGGCUGGCCGCGGUAGAGGGUUUUUAUUAUUUUGGCUCUUCUCACUUGAAUUAGUGUCUUAAUAUUGACCAAAAUGGAUCAUGUUGAGAACCGAAUUUGUAUUGGACUUGUUCGUCGGGAUAACUGUCCGCCUCCGAAAGCCUCUACAUCUACGCAAAAUGUAACUCAAUUUUGUCCUUUUAGUUUAGGUUGAAAUAGGGGUUUAUCGUGGACUUAGCCAGUUUGAUGGAUCGACCAAGGGAGGGGCAGUGGUUUGAUCGUGGACUUAGCCAGUG